Salvelinus sp. IW2-2015 is the source of this 2577-nucleotide messenger RNA. Its product is annotated as unconventional myosin-XIX. Lineage: Eukaryota; Metazoa; Chordata; Actinopteri; Salmoniformes; Salmonidae. Gene Ontology annotation, cellular component: myosin complex; cytoplasm; vesicle. The transcript is spliced from 13 exons. Bases 1 to 1527 code for a protein of 508 amino acids. Gene Ontology annotation, biological process: vesicle transport along actin filament; actin filament organization. Gene Ontology annotation, molecular function: actin filament binding; ATP binding; microfilament motor activity. The record is from RefSeq and is a predicted model, not a curated record.
AUGAAUCCUUUUGAUCUAGAGGAGUACGUAUCAGAAGGGUUGGAGUGGUCGUUUGUUAAAUACCAGGACAACCAGGGUUGUCUGGAUCUGAUCGAGGGCAUCCCCACUGGAGUGUUCUCUCUCCUCAAUGAGGAAUGCCUUCUCAACCGAGUGUCCGACGCCAAGCAGUUCAGGGUUCGUCUGGAGAAAGAGCUGUCUGACAACGGCAGUAUGAGCUGGGACAAGUUCAGCAAGCAGCCCCACUUCACUGUGGCUCACUACGCUGGCAAAGUCUCCUACCAGAUAGAAGGCAUGAUGGAGAAGAACAAGGACCCAGUGCCCCCAGAACUAAUCCACCUGCUAAAGAAGUCUGAGAACCCUCUGCUUCACCAGCUGUUUGCCGACAGAGACCCAGUGGGUCAAGGCACCAGGGGACASAGACAAGUGGUCACUGUGGUCUCCAAGUUCAAGAACUCUCUGGAGAGCCUCAUGAAGAUUCUACACAGCACCACUCCUCACUACACCCGCUGCAUCAAACCCAACACAGACUGCAGGCCUCUCACCUUCAAAAAGGAGGAGGUCAUUAUGCAACUGGAGGCCUGUGGGAUUGUAGAGACCAUACACAUCAGUGCAGCAGGCUUUCCAAUAAGAAUUCCCUAUACGAGUUUCACACAGCGUUAUGGACUGAUUUCCAACUUGACAUUGUUUUCUCAAGGAGCUGGUGAGCAAGGAUUGGAGGCGGACAACAAGGACCCUCUUGGUUCGGCUGUGGCUGAUAUUCUCAGGGUGGUGUUUAGUCACUCUCUCGACGCCUCACGCCAUAUCGACAACGAGGCCCGCAGCUCGCUGGUGCACUGCGGCAGGACCAAAGUGUUCCUGACUAAUUCCAUGCUGGAGCUGCUGGAGGAACACAGGAACCGGGUGUGCUCCCAGAGAGCCUUCUCUAUCCAGUGCUGCUGGCGCAGGCACAAACAACGCAGACGUCACGCCAUGAGACGGMCCGUCACCCUGAUCCAAGCAGUGGUGCGGUCAUGGCUGGUCAGGAGAGCGGUCCGGAGGUGCCACAGGGCAGCCAUAGUCCUCCAGAGGUCCUGGAGGAAAUGGAGGGCGCUGAUGGACGCCCUGGCUGAGGCAGAGCUGGAUGACGCAGAGGAUCUUCAGGAGGCUAUGCCACCAGAGUUGGACCCCAUCCUCCGGGCCAGGGGCUCGGUGCAGCUCUCCAGCAUCCAGGAGCCUGUCAUGGUGCGAGGCUGGCCCAUGGGCUUGGCUCUGGCCUCAGCCCCCACCAUCACUGUGUCCAUGACCGCUACUGGCUUCCAGAAGAUGAUUUCUGUCAUGGCCUGCCUCAACGGACACUGCUUCAGGAGCGGGGAGUAUAAGGUGGAGACCAACCAAUUCAAGCAGGGGGUUGCCUCCAUCAGGGCUCAGCCCAGGGGGUCUAUUAAGCUCCACUACCAGCGAUCUCCACUGCUCUACGCUGAUCUGCAUCCAGACCACAAGUGUGAUGGAGUGACAGGCUUAAACCAGAUACUGCUAGAGAGCACCUGAGUGGGAUCCAUUCUAUGUUCCUAUCUUAUAUCCAGCACUUUAAGUGAGCUGCCUCAAUCAUAUAACCGUACCUUCUUUAUAAGUACUGUAGAUGGAGAUAAAUGGACCAGGAUAAAUAGUUUUGUCAUGCUUUAGCUGCCAUAUUGGAAAUAUUUGAUCAUUGUUGAAAGUCUCAGGCUUUAUGACCACUUGGGUGCCUUUCUCAAAAUCUGUGGCGUUCCAACUCAAGAAUGUACUGUGGGUUGAACUUGGAAUUUUUAUUUAUGGGAAGCAGUUCCUUUGGGAUAUUUGUACUCCUCCUUUUGUAAUGUUUAAUUUUAGAUAUUGCUGCAUUUUAAGUUAUUGACAGGCCUGUUUUCAGAGGGAAAUUGUUAUUUUCAUCAGGGAUACAUGUUUAAACCACAUUCCGUUUUUAAAAAAUCUGUAUUCCGUACACUUGAGCUCACAGACCAAAUUUAAGUGUAAUUUUAGCAAAGUCAACGGAAAGCUGGGCAUUUACACCAAAUCCAGUCUAUUUUUAUGGCACAAGCUUCAUUAUUAGAAGAGGUACACUACAGUGUUUUGCAUACAAGGGAAUAGUAUGUCUUUGAACAAGCUUUAUAAUCAAUGUCAACCAGUUUGCUGCUGAUCGCUUCAGUGUUAAACCAAACGGCAUGACAGAAACAUCAACGUUUUGCUGUAUUUAUUUGAAAGGAACCAUUGAUGUGCCACAUUGCUUAAUGAUGUGUUUAUUUGCCCGGAAAGGAUUGUAUACUUUGAUCUGUAUUUUGCUACUUUGCCACUACAGUAGUUACCUUGUCCCAAUCUGCUACUAGAGUAACUGUUAUUUUGUAUAAUCAUUCCUUGAAUUAUGUUGUAUUUUGAACUGACUAAACAAUGUUUGUUUUUAAGGGCAUUCAACACCAUACCCAGAUCAAAUGUGUUAUGAAACACAGCUAGCUAUUUGGUGUUUUAUAUAGCUGUACCAAGAACCCUUUUAAAGAUCUGACUUAGCUAGUUGGAACUACAGUAUUGCACAGACAAGUUAAAAAUAAAUAUUUAACAAAUUGG